ACCCGCCCCAUAUAUAAUCCUGCAGCAGUGAAAGCUGGCUCCGUUUUGUUAAUUCUCUUCUGCCUUGGAGACUUCUCGAGACAAUGAAGGCCAGAAUAUUUCUUCUCCUGCUAGGAGCUGCCUGCAGCCUGGCAUCCAAUUCUUUGUAUACCACACCAGAUUCCUGCAAAGGGAGAUGUAAUGAAAAAUACAACCGCCAAGAUGUCUGUCACUGUAACACUAAAUGUGAAAAGUAUCAGAACUGUUGUGAGGACUACCACAUCCAUUGUGGGCAGGAUACCAAAGAAACAGAGCCAGCAUUGGACCGUGGAUUCUCCACGAGUGAAGAUGCCAUAAGUCAGGAGGACCUCCAGGAGGUAUCUGAGCAACUUUACCAAAGUGAUAGCAACAAAGCGGAGGAGUCAGACAUCAGCCUUAACAAGCAGGCCUUAACAUCCCAGACUCAGAGCAAGGAGGAUCAGAGCCCCAAACCGCUCUUCUCAUUCGUCAACGAGGAGACGCUCUUUUCCAAGCCAACCUAUGCCCGUUUCAUUAAACUGCUUGAUAAUUACCACAAGAUGGUUGGAAAGGGAGAAGAGGUCUCCACUGAGCAACUGCAGGAGCAAGACGAUUUCCUAGGGGAGAUCAUGAAGACUGAGGUUAUGAAAAAGCUUUACGGGUUCUUUCAUGGCAAGAAUCGUUACAGCACAGAGGCAGAGUUUAUUGCUGACUUGAAAGAGAUGUGGUUUGGCCUUUACUCCAGGAGCAAUGAUGAGGGGGAUUCCAGUGGCUUUGAGCAUGUCUUUCUAGGAGAAAUUAAGAAAGGAAAAGUGUCUGGAUUCCACAACUGGAUUAGUUUCUACCUGCAAGAGAAAAAGGGCCUUGUCAAUUAUUUCAGCCACAACUAUGAUGGUCCGUGGACCUCAUACCCAGAUAUGCUGGGAUUGCAGUUCAGCUGGGAUGGAUCUUAUAAAGAAGUUGGAUCAGCCUUCAUUGGAAGCAGUCCUGAAUUCGAAUUUGGCCUCUACUCACUGUGCUAUAUUGCUAGGCCUGGAAAGGUGUGCCAUCUGAAACUUGGGGGUUAUAAUCUGGAUAUCCAGACAUACACCUGGGAUAAAACUACCUAUGGGAAUGGAAAAAAGUAUAUUGCCACAGCUUAUGUGGCGACCCCAUGAGAAGGCAAGAUGCUGACUGAGAAGGAACAUCUUGAAUGACCAGGUCUGCCCCUUCUGGCAUAGGCUCCUGAGCUCACAUCGUUCCAAGAGAUGCUCCAUUGUGCUCCUCAUCUUUUGUCUUUAGAUCCACUGUGAAUGUCGUCUGUUUUAUGGAGUGUGCAACAGAGCUGUGAGGCUGGAAUUCCAUGGUUCACCUGAUACUUUCAGCAAAGCUAGAAAUCACACGGAGCACUGCUGUUCUAAGUUGUUUACCAUCUCAGCAGUGACAUCAUAUUUGGGCAAAUUUUGAAAGUGUUGCGGAAUUUCAAGGGAAGGUAAAGGGAUUUUGGUGAUUAGCAAAAACAAACAAACAAACAAACCCAGGAAGGUUCUGAAUAUCUGUCUCAGACUUCCGUCUUAAUAAAACAAAAACAUUUCAAACAGAUUCUUGGGGUCCUACUUGGGUAAGAUCUCAAAGGAUUUUCUCUGGGAGCCAAAACAUUUUUAAUAACAUGAGCAAACAUUUUUUAGGCCAGUUAUAUACAACCCAGACGAUGAUGCAUUUUAAAAAAUCCCUAGCACAUUCAUGGAAAUAAUAAGGAAAGCUGAUUCUAAAGAUCGUUUGCUGUCCUCAUUUACAGAAGUCAUGAGGGUUGACAAUUAGAGACAGGGCUUUCUCAGUGGUGGCGCCAUGUCUAUGGAAUAUCCUUUCCUUAAAGUUUACCUGGCACCUUCUGUUUUAGCCUGUACAAGUCAGGUCAAAACAUUCUUAUUUGCUUUUGAGUGGUUCCCACCUUUGAGUUUUGCACUGUAAUGUUUUAUCAUGGAUUUUAUGGUCUGCAGUGCUUUAUAUACUUUGUAUGGUCCUAGAAAGACUAAUUGGACAGUGCUUUCAUCAACUGUGUCCUUGUGCUGUUUCUUCAUUGGUUUUAUUGCACUGCUGCUGAAAUGAAGUGUUUUACUGUGUGUAUUAUUAUUAGAUUUAAGACAAUGGUUUUGUUUGAUGCAUUACUGACACUUUUAAAAGGGGCACUCAGUCCAUUUUCCACGAGGCAGUGGCACAUUGCUUGCAAAAGACCCAUUCAUAGCUCAGCACAUACUGAUGUGUCUUGGGUCUCUAAAUUCAUAUAGGAGAGAAGAUUCGAAUCUAGGAAAGUCAGACUCCAGACUCAAAGGCCACCUUUCAUUUCUCAGUUCUUCAAUGCACAAUUGGAGAACAAUGAUAUCCUACCUCACAGGGCUGUUGUGAGGAUGAAUGAGAGAAAUGAUAAAGUUCAGUGUUGAUUAACUCUGAUGAUGCAAUAAACAAACAUUAACUCCUU
Molecule: messenger RNA, 2455 nt
Organism: Sphaerodactylus townsendi
Lineage: Eukaryota; Metazoa; Chordata; Lepidosauria; Squamata; Sphaerodactylidae
Gene: ENDOU
Product: endonuclease, poly(U) specific
Exons: 9
Coding region: 84-1154 (356 amino acids)
Biological process (GO): immune response
Molecular function (GO): RNA endonuclease activity; scavenger receptor activity; polysaccharide binding
Source: RefSeq, a predicted model, not a curated record